Messenger RNA from Pezoporus occidentalis (night parrot), 1999 nucleotides. RefSeq names its product tripartite motif containing 41 (gene TRIM41). Gene Ontology annotation, biological process: protein ubiquitination. The record is from RefSeq and is a predicted model, not a curated record. The transcript is spliced from 6 exons. The coding region runs from base 13 to 1818 and encodes 601 amino acids. Lineage: Eukaryota; Metazoa; Chordata; Aves; Psittaciformes; Psittacidae. Gene Ontology annotation, molecular function: ubiquitin protein ligase activity; zinc ion binding; protein binding. Gene Ontology annotation, cellular component: cytoplasm.
CGCGGUCUCGCUAUGGCGGCCCCGGCGGCGGGCUCCGGGUCGCGGCUGGACCCGGUGGAGACGCUGCAGGAGGAGGCGAUCUGCGCCAUCUGCCUGGACUACUUCGUGGAGCCGGUGUCCAUCGGGUGCGGGCACAACUUCUGCCGCCGCUGCAUCGCGCAGCUCUGGGCCGGAGGGGACGCGGAGGCCCCGGCCCCGCAGGAGGAGGAGGAGGAGGAGCUGGAGGAGGAAGAGCUCGAUGUGGAGCAGGAGGAGGAGGAGGAGGAGGAGGAUGGCGCCGAGGAGGAGGAGGAAGAGGAGAUGUGGAGCGAGGAGGAGGAGGAGGACCCCGAGCUAUGGGGGGACCCCGCGGAGGAGGAGGAGGGGAUGUGGGGCGGGGGGGCCCGGGGGGAGCUGUACUUCGGGGAGGAAGAGUACGACGAGGAUGUGAUGGAGGAGGACGUGGAGGAGGAGGAGGAAGAGGAGGAGGAGGAGGAAGAGCCGGCAACGACGCCCCUUGGGGCCGCGCAGCCCCAGCGGCUGCAGACCUUCACGUGCCCCCAGUGCAGGAAAACCUUCUUCCAGCGCAGCUUCAGGCCCAACCUGCAGCUGGCCAACAUGGUGCAGAUCAUCCGGCAGCUGCACCCGCACCCGCAGCGCCUGCUGCCCCCCAGCCCCGCCGCUGCCCUGGGGGGCCCGCCCGACCGCUGCGAGCGGCACCAGGAGCCGCUGAAGCUGUUCUGUGAGGUGGACGAGGAAGCCAUCUGCGUGGUGUGCAGGGAGUCCCGCAGCCACAAGCACCACAGCGUGGUGCCGCUCGAGGAGGUGGUACAGGAUUAUAAGAACAAGCUCCAGAGCCACCUGGAGCCACUGAAGAAGAAGCUGGAGCUGGUGCUGAAGCAAAAAUCCAACGAAGAGGAGAAGAUCACGGAGCUGAGGGACAAGAUGAAGCUGGAGAUCAAGGAGCUGGAGUCAGACUUCGAGCUGCUGCACCAGUUCCUGGUCGGGGAGCAGGUGCUGCUGCUGCACCAGCUGGAGGAGCGCUACGAGAGCCUCAUGGGCCGGCAGAGCAGCAACGUGCGGCUGCUGCAGGAGCAGAGCGCGGCGCUGCGCCGCCUCUUGGCCGAGGCCGAGGACAAGAGCCGGCAGGACGGGCUGCAGCUGCUCCAGGACAUCAAAGGCACUUUCAUCAGAUGUGAGAACAUGAAAUUCCAGGAGCCCGAGAUGGUGCCUGUGGACGUGGGGAAGAAAUACCGUAACUACUUCCUGCAGGACGUGGUGAUGAGGAAGAUGGAGAAGGUCUUCUACAAAGUCCCUCAAGCGGAGGUGACGCUGGACCCGGACACGGCCCACCCGCGGCUCAGCCUGUCCCUGGACCGCCGCAGCGUGCGCUUGGGCGAGCGGCGCCAGGACCUUCCCGACAAUCCCAAGCGCUUCGACUGGGAAUUCUGCGUGCUGGGAGCACAGGGCUUCAGCGCCGGGCGCCACUACUGGGAAGUGGAAGUGGGAGGCAGGCGGGGCUGGGCGGUGGGAGCUGCCCGGGAGACGACGCGGCGCAAGGAGAAGCCGAUGGGAGCGCAGCAGAAGAGGGAGAUCUGGUGCGUGGGCACCAAUGGGAAGCGUUUCCAGGCGCUGACGGCCACGGAGCAAACAUUCCUGACGCCGGGAGAGCGGCCCCGGCGCUUCGUGGUCUACCUGGACUAUGAAAGGGGUCAGCUCUGCUUCUACAAUGCUGAGAACAUGAGCCACAUCCACACCUUCAACGCCUCCUUCCGCGAGCGCAUCUUCCCCUUCUUCCGCAUCCUGGCCAAGGGCACCCGCAUCAAGAUCUGUGCCUGAUCCUGCGCUUUUCCUGCCCUUGGGAUCUGGUGCUGCUUUUCCUGCCCCUUGGAUCUCAGUUUGGGAUCCAGCGCUGCUUUUCCUGCCCCUCAGAUCCCAGUUUGGGAUCCAAUGCUUCUUUUCCUGCCCCUUGGAUUCCAUCUGGAUCCUACUUUUGGAUCUGGUGCUGCUUUUCCUGCCA